GGUGGCACUGGCGGUACUGGCGGUACUGGCGGUGCUGGUGGUGCUGGCAGCGGCCGCAGCGGACGGGCGGCGGCGCAGAGUCGGCAGACCGGAAGCGGGCAGAGCAGAGGGAGCAAGCCGACGAGUGGAGGUGAGGGCGAAGCUGGAAGUACAAGUGGUGGCGGAGGAGGAAGCGGCAAUGCCGCCGGUGACGGCAGAGGCGAUGACGACGCGACGCCGCAUCCGCGUCUGACGCUCGGAAUCAUGGUCCUCUCUGUCCUGAUGAUGGUUCUCGGCGCAGCAGGGGCAAUUGUGGGUACAGCACUGGUGUACCGGUCGCCGGACAUUGGGCAAGGCCUGACAAACGUGCCUCUGCCUGUGGCGGUCCUUGUCUUUGGGGUGAUCAUGUUCUUCCUCUCAUUCCUCGGGACGUGGAGCAGCAUGCACCACCGUAAGCGUGAGUUUGCGGUCUUUCUCCUCCUCACGGCGCUCACCUUUGCAGCCGUGGUCUCUGUCACCAUUACUGCCAAGUGGUACCAGGAUCGGCUGCGGGACAAGCUGCAGGCCGGGUGGCACAAGUCGUCGGACGGGACCCGGUCCAACUUGCAGAACAUCCACAACUGCUGCGGCUUCCUCACCAACCAGGACUACCCGGGCUCAUCGUGCGGGCCGGCGCAGAACAUCAAUCCGGCCAUCCCUCCCUGCGUCGAGUACAUUGUCGACCGCGCCCGUGACAAGAUGUCGCUCUUUAUCAUCACUGGUGUCGUCGUCUCGUCGUUUCUGGGCGUCGUCCUCGGCACCGCCAUCCCCUUCUUCAACAUCCUCAACUCUUCCAAGGUGUACAAGCCGAGCGCGGGCGCUGCUGCCCAGGCCCAGGCCCGGGGGUAAGCGCCAGGCCGCUGACCAUAAAGUACCCACAUCGAGGUC
Thecamonas trahens ATCC 50062 is the source of this 906-nucleotide messenger RNA. RefSeq lists its product as uncharacterized. Gene Ontology annotation, cellular component: membrane. The transcript has a single exon. The coding region runs from base 244 to 867 and encodes 207 amino acids. The record is from RefSeq and is a predicted model, not a curated record. Lineage: Eukaryota; Apusomonadida; Apusomonadidae.